UUUUUAAUCCCCCCUCUCUCCAGGCUGAAGAAAACUGGGCAUUAUCAAUGCUUCUCUUUUGAUUUCCUUUCCUCCCCCCUCUUCAGAGUAUUGUGUAAUCAUCGGGUCCUUUUAUUCUAUAUCUGUAAAUAGACAAAGGAACCAGCACAGGGAGUUUUUCCUGGAGUGGCUGUUCACAGUUACCUGUUGAAAUGAACCUCACGUGCAGACACGUUUAUUCCACACAGAUGUGUCGACCCGCCCCUCCUUUACUUCAAACUUGCACUCUGGUCGUUCCCACUGCCCGUAAAAGUUAAUUGAGGAAGAGGGGAAAAAAAAAGAGGAGUAUUUGUGCAGGUAAAGCUCGUUGUUUGGAGGGCUGUGGGUGCAGUGACAGCAUUCCUGCAGGGAUGAACCCCUAAGGCUGGCAAAAGGAGCAUCUGAAACCAGCACAAAAACAAGCACUGAGGGAAAUUCCCCUGGGAAGACUUUUGCAGGAGGUGGAGUGUAAUGGAGUUACAGGGAACUCGGGAGUUGCCAUUCCCGGAUGAGUCUGUGUGGAAUUCACCUGUCCAACCUGGAGCAGAGUGGGUUUGCUCCGUGUCUGGUGCUCUGUGUCCAGAGGGAACAUCAUUUCCUUGCUGCUGGUGGAUGUCUCCUCCUUUCACCCCCAGCAGAUCGAAGUUCCAGGGAGGAGAGUGAAAGGAGUUUGUGACACGAUGAGGAUCCGCUCCCUCCAAGCUCUUCCCUCUUUCUCCAUGGGAAGAGCCCGAGUGGACAGACAAUUCUUGGCUCACAGACAUGGCUGACAAGAACAGCACCCUGAAAUGCACGUUCUCUGCUCCUGGCCACAGCACCACUCUGCUGCAGGGACUGGCCUCGCUCCGAGCUCAGGCUCAGCUGCUUGAUGUCAUCCUCACUAUAAAUAAUGAAGUGUUUCAGGUUCAUAAAGUUGUCUUGGCUGCCUGCAGUGACUAUUUCAGGGCGAUGUUCACGGGCGGGAUGAGAGAGGCCAGCCAGGAUGUGAUCGAGCUGAAAGGUGUGUCUGCCAAGGGCCUGAAGCACAUCAUAGACUUUGCCUACAGCGCCGAGGUGACUCUGGACCUCGACUGCAUCCAGGACGUGCUGGGAGCCGCCGUCUUCCUCCAGAUGGUGCCUGUGGUGGAGCUGUGCGAGGAGUUCCUCAAGUCUGCCAUGAGCGUGGAGACGUGCCUCAACAUCGGGCAGAUGGCCACCACCUUCAGCCUCUCCUCCCUGAAGGAGUCCGUGGACGCCUUCACCUUCAGGCACUUCCUGCAGAUCUCCGAGGAGGAGGAUUUCCUCCACCUGCCCCUGGAGCGCCUGGUGUUCUUCCUGCAGAGCAACAAGCUGAAGAGCUGCAGCGAGAUCGACCUGUUCCGCGCCGCCGUGCGCUGGCUGCAGUACGACCCCGCGCGCCGCGCCAGCGCCAGCCGCGUCCUGUGCCACAUCCGCUUCCCCCUCAUGAAGUCCUCGGAGCUGGUGGACAGCGUGCAGACCCUGGACAUCAUGGUGGAGGACGUCCUGUGCCGCCAGUACCUGCUGGAGGCCUUCAACUACCAGAUCCUGCCGUUCCGGCAGCACGAGAUGCAGUCGCCGCGCACGGCCAUCCGCUCGGACGUGCUGUCCCUCGUCACCUUCGGCGGCACGCCCUACACCGACAACGACCGCACCGUCAGCUCCAAGGUCUACUGCCUGCCCGACCCGGGCGGCCGCCAGUUCAAGGAGCUCACGGAGAUGGAGGUUGGCAGCAGCCACUCCUGCGUGGCCGUGCUGGACAACUUCGUCUACAUCGUGGGCGGGCAGCAGCUGCAGUACCGCAGCGGGGAGGGAGCCGUGGACGUGUCCUACCGCUACGACCCGCACCUCAACCAGUGGCUGCGCAUCCAGGCCAUGCAGGAGAGCAGGAUCCAGUUCCAGCUCAACGUCCUGCGCGGCAUGGUGUACGCCACGGGCGGCAGGAACCGCUCGGGCAGCCUGGCCUCGGUGGAGAAGUACUGCCCCAAGGACAACGAGUGGACCUACGUGUGCUCCCUGAAGCGCAGGACGUGGGGCCACGCCGGGGCCACGGUGGGGGACAGGCUGUACAUCUCGGGAGGGUACGGCAUCUCCGUGGAGGACAAGAAGGCCCUGCACUGCUACGACCCCGCGGCCGACCAGUGGGAGUUCAAGGCGCCCAUGAACGAGCCGCGGGUGCUGCACGCCAUGGUGAGCGCCAGCGGCAGGAUCUACGCCCUGGGCGGCCGCAUGGACCACGUGGACCGCUGCUUCGACGUGCUGGCCGUGGAGUACUACGUGCCCGAGAGCGACCAGUGGACCACGGUGAGCCCCAUGCGCGCCGGGCAGUCGGAGGCCGGCUGCUGCCUGCUGGAGAAGAAGAUCUACGUGGUGGGGGGUUACAACUGGCACCUCAACAACGUCACCAGCAUCGUGCAGGUCUACAACACCGAGACGGACGAGUGGGAGAGGGACCUGCACUUCCCGGAGUCCUUCGCCGGGAUCGCCUGCGCCCCCGUGAUCCUGCCCCAGGUGCCCAGCCAGAGGUGACCCCGGCGGUGCCCCCGCCCUGGGCUCUUUGCUGCC
This is a messenger RNA of Empidonax traillii (willow flycatcher), 2580 nucleotides long. It is a transcript of the gene KLHL26, whose product is annotated as kelch like family member 26. The transcript has 3 exons. The record is from RefSeq and is a predicted model, not a curated record. NCBI's taxonomy places the organism in Eukaryota, Metazoa, Chordata, Aves, Passeriformes, Tyrannidae. The coding region runs from base 781 to 2544 and encodes 587 amino acids. Gene Ontology annotation, molecular function: protein binding.